CCGCCUUCAUUUACUCUCAUCGCUCGUGCCCCUCGUGGUGACCAACGAGUCCACCACGUUGCCCGCCCUGCUGUCGCCGUCUCACUAUCGCUUUCUUUCUUCCUGUUCUCUUCUCAGAUCACUCUCGAGAGACUUAAGUUCUGGUUUGGCUUUCUUUCAAGAAGUAUUGAGUUCAAAUUUUGAUGUGUCUAGAAUUUAUAAACAAUUAAAAAAAAAACCAGCCCAGUAGCCCGCCCACGUCUUCGAGGCACCUUCAGCCGACGACUCGAUUUAAUUUAUCUGAUCUGGCGAUAAGCUGUUUGAAAAGGGCCAGUUUGUUUUUGAAGUAAAUGGAGUUUGGCAAUGGCCGCCCACCAAGAACCGUGUAAGAAUCGCCAUCUGUGGACUCUUGACCUGCGGCUAUGUUAAAUAGCCUCCUACGCUCACCCGCCCGAUAGAGGUGGCAAGUUGUAGAAAGGUUGGAACUUGGAAUCAGCCGUUGGACCAACGCGUCAGAUCUGAGAUGAUGGAAGGUGAGACAGUGGAGGGGUCGCGCGGGCAGAGUCGGCGGCUGCCGGAUUUUUUGCAGAGUGUUAACCUCAAGUAUGUGAAGCUUGGUUAUCACUAUCUGAUCACGCACCUGCUGACGCUCCUCUUGAUUCCGCUCAUGGUGGUGAUCCUGGUGGAGGCAGGGAGAACAGAUCCAAAUGAUAUCCGGCAGCUGUGGCUUCAGCUUAAGUAUAAUCUUGUGAGCGUGCUUGUCUUCUCAGCCGUUCUAGUCUUCGGUUCCACUGUCUACAUCAUGAAGAGAGGCCAACCAGUGUACCUCGUGGACUAUGCCUGCUAUCGCCCGCCCGACAGACUUCAAGCUCGCUUUACACAGUUCAUGGAGCACUCACGCCUUUGUGGCAACUUCAACGAGUCGGCGCUGGAGUUCCAGAGGAAGAUCCUCGAGCGCUCUGGCCUUGGCGAGGAGACCUAUGUCCCGGACGCCAUGCACUACCUGCCCCCGCGCCCUUCAAUGGCGGCCGCCCGCGCUGAGGCCGAACAGGUCAUGUUCGGAGCUAUUGACAAGCUCUUCCGCAGCACCGGCGUCAAGCCAAAAGACGUUGGAGUCUUAGUCGUCAACUGCAGCCUCUUUAACCCUACCCCUUCCCUUUCCGCCAUGAUCGUCAACCGGUACAAGCUACGUGGCAAUAUUCGGAGCUUCAAUUUGGGUGGCAUGGGCUGUAGCGCCGGAGUCAUCGCCAUCGACCUCGCCCGCGACCUACUCCAGGUCCACCGCAACACCUAUGCCGUCGUCGUCAGCACGGAGAACAUCACCCAGAACUGGUACUUUGGGAAUCGCAAGUCCAUGCUCAUCCCCAACUGCCUCUUCCGUCUCGGCGGCUCUGCCGUCCUCCUCUCCAACCGCAACGCCGACAGACACCGUGCCAAGUACCGCCUCAUCCAUAUCGUUCGCACCCAUCGCGGCGCAGAUGACAAGGCCUUCCGCUGUGUGUAUCAAGAGCAGGAUGACAACGGACAGAUUGGGGUUUCUCUUUCGAAGGAUCUCAUGGCAAUCGCCGGCGAUGCCCUUAAGAUCAAUAUCACUACCCUCGCCCCUCUCGUCCUUCCCAUCAGCGAGCAGCUCCUUUUCUUUGCUACCCUCGUUGCUAAGAAACUGUUCAACUCAAAGUGCAAGCCUUACAUCCCCGACUUCAAGCUCGCCUUUGAACACUUCUGCAUCCAUGCCGGAGGCCGCGCUGUCAUCGACGAGCUUGAGAAAAAUCUCCAGCUGCAACCAAUUCAUGUCGAGGCCUCCAGGAUGACUCUCCACCGAUUUGGCAACACUUCUUCCAGCUCAAUCUGGUACGAGCUUGCCUACAUUGAGGCCAAAGGGAGGGUGAGCAGAGGCCAUCGGGUGUGGCAGAUUGCAUUCGGCAGUGGAUUUAAGUGCAAUAGCGCUGUGUGGCAGGCCUUGCGCAGCGUGAAGCAGUCCCCUGGAGGUCCAUGGGAGGAUUGCAUUGAUAGAUACCCUGUUGAAAUACAUGAUGGAAUUCCUGUGUCGCGCAACCAGGAGCUCCAGCAGUAGCAGCACUCGCUGAGUGGUAUCAAUUUAGAUUACACAGAACAUCAAUCAAUAAUAUUGGUGUCAGUUGUGAAUUAGGUUUCCUUCUUCAUCCUCCCCCCCUCCCACACGAAAAAAUAAAACAGAAAAUGGUUUCGUAGUUUAUUGAAUAAUUGCCCUGCUAUUAUCUAUCUCCUGUACUUUGCGGGUUGCCUACUUCUUGCGGGACAGUGAAAUCAUCUUCUGUAUUUCUUGUACUUUGGCGUUAUUAAAUGUGUUAGUGACCUCACGUCCACAAUACGAAGUAAUUAUUUUUAUCUGCAUUGUCAAUUUUAUUGUCUGCA
Molecule: messenger RNA, 2373 nt
Organism: Dendrobium catenatum
Lineage: Eukaryota; Viridiplantae; Streptophyta; Magnoliopsida; Asparagales; Orchidaceae
Product: 3-ketoacyl-CoA synthase 4-like
Exons: 1
Coding region: 503-2053 (516 amino acids)
Biological process (GO): fatty acid biosynthetic process
Cellular component (GO): membrane
Molecular function (GO): acyltransferase activity, transferring groups other than amino-acyl groups
Source: RefSeq, a predicted model, not a curated record